Molecule: messenger RNA, 807 nt
Organism: Aureobasidium melanogenum CBS 110374
Lineage: Eukaryota; Fungi; Ascomycota; Dothideomycetes; Dothideales; Saccotheciaceae
Product: NAD(P)-binding protein
Exons: 1
Coding region: 1-807 (268 amino acids)
Source: RefSeq, a predicted model, not a curated record
AUGCCUCGCCGCGUUGCACUCCUAGGCGCUACAGGACAAACAGGUCAAGCCGUACUCAAAGACCUCCUAAUCCGAGACAUCUCCAUCAACAUCUACGUCCGCUCCGCCUCAAAACUCAUUGAUAAAUUCCCAAGCCUCUCCUCUAUGCCCAACACCCAAAUCUUCUCGGGAGAAAUCUCAGAUUCCACAUUGAUCAAGAACCUCUUGACCGAUGUGGACAUUAUAAUCUUCACUUUGGGUUGGAACGAAAACAGACGCGGUCCAACUAUCAUCGAGGAUGGUGCCAGAGCAGUGGUGAACGCUCUACGCGAACUCAAUGAGGAGCAGAAGCAAAAGCAAAAGCAAGAGCAACCACCAAGACUCAUCUUCCUAUCCUCAAUGACCUGGAACGAAACUUUACACGGCAACACCCCAUCUCUGCAUACCCGCAUGAUUCGUCUCGCCUUCUACUACCCCUACCAAGACCUUCUCGCUGGUCAAAGAAUCCUCCUCUCCGAACCCUCACUCCUGAAAGUGACACUAAUUCAACCGCCAGCAUUGAUAGAAGAACCAGCCAGUGGCUACGAUAUCAGCGUCCAUGAAGCAGGUGCUGGAUGCAGUUAUCCAGAUCUGGGAGGUUCGAUGGUGGAAGUUGCGUUGGACGAAGCGUAUGAAAGUGUUCCUGCUGUCAUGGUCACGAGUAAGGCGGGACAUGAUUUUGGAAGGUAUGCGGGUGUCAUCUUGCCGAAAGUGGUUAUAGGUCUUGCGGCAUCAUACUUGCCUGGCUUUUGGUUGAUGCAUGAUCUGGUAGAGAGGCUUUGGUCGUAA